Messenger RNA from Blepharisma stoltei, 453 nucleotides. Lineage: Eukaryota; Ciliophora; Heterotrichea; Heterotrichida; Blepharismidae. The record is from the annotation of a GenBank genome assembly.
AUGAACUUGAAUUUAAAAAUAAUCAAGCCAAAACUAGUAUUACUUGAGCUUGCAAAGAGUCUUGGCAGUAUAUCAUCCGCAUAUAAAGCCAUGGGAUAUAGUAGGGAUAGUUACUAUAGAUUUAAAGAACUAUAUGAAACAGGUGGCGAAGAAGCUUUAUACGAGAUUAGUCGUAAGAAACCUAUAAUAGCUAACAGAGUUGAUCCUACUAUAGAGAAAGCAGUGCUUGAUAUGGCGAUAGAAUAUCCAGCAUACAGUCAACUUCGCGUAUCUAAUGAAUUGAAACGCAAAGAGAUAUUAGUGUCACAAGGAGGUGUUAGAUCAAUAUGGCUUAGAAAUGAUCUAAGCAAUCUAAAGAAACGCUUAGUAGCAUUAGAGAAGAUGGCGCAAGAUGGUAUUCUUCUUACGGAAGCUGAAAGUUUUAGACUGAAAAAGAAGCUUAUGGAGAGAUAG